Epinephelus lanceolatus (giant grouper) is the source of this 1472-nucleotide messenger RNA. RefSeq names its product ALK and LTK ligand 2b (gene alkal2b). Gene Ontology annotation, molecular function: receptor signaling protein tyrosine kinase activator activity; receptor tyrosine kinase binding. Gene Ontology annotation, biological process: positive regulation of ERK1 and ERK2 cascade; positive regulation of ERK5 cascade. The record is from RefSeq and is a predicted model, not a curated record. NCBI's taxonomy places the organism in Eukaryota, Metazoa, Chordata, Actinopteri, Perciformes, Serranidae.
AGGCCCGGCUGAUGAUGAUGAUGAUGAAGGUGAUGAUGAUGGUGGUGAUGAUGAUGAUGAAGGGGCUUCUCCCGCUCCACGCGCUCCACCAGCCGGUCUGAUAGUAAGAUGCCACCGGGCCCCGGAGCUCGGCACGCGGCUCGGAUCGAGAACAACCCGGGAUAAUAAAACAAGAGGAAACUCAGCAGCCACUGAACAGCAGAGACCCAGAACCCGGACCGGGACCAGCCGGGAGGGAGAGCGCGGGAUCAGGGAGCUCUGCGCCGGGAGCAGAGGUGCACCGAGCCGCGUCAGGAGCCAGACAGGUCAGCAGUGAUGCUGCUCCCGCGCCUCCCGGUCCUGUCGGCGCUCCUGGUUCUGCUGCUGGCCGCUGGACGCUGCACCGCGGUAACUGUGCUCCGGGGCUCAGGUACCCGGGUGGAGGGGCGUCCAGACGGACGCAGCCUGCUGGAGCUGGUCGGCCGGUACCCGAAACCGAGGACCGAGACGGCAGUGGGACUCACCAGACAUGGAAUGAGAACCCCGGAGAGAGAAAGCAGGUCACACCAGGGACUGGAGGGUCACCCCCGAGAUCCUCAACACAAGGAAAAGUUCAUCAGACACCUGACAGGUCCUCUUUACUUCAACCCAAAGUGCAGGAAACAUUUCCACAGACUUUACCACAACACCAGAGACUGUACCAUACCUGCCUAUUAUAAAAGAUGUGCUCGUCUGCUGACUCGAUUGGCCAACAGCCCCCGCUGCAGCGAGAGAUAAACACAUGCCUCUGGACAGGAAGUGCUGCCAUGUCAAUGAACAGGGUAGCACAUCCUGAUGAGGUCCAUCCACUGACGAGCAGCAGAGGUUCUCCAGCCAAGAGAACCUCCUCUGAGGAACCACUGUGAUGACUCUGAUUCCCUACCAGUCUUUAGAACGCACUGUUCUCCGUCCUCUUCCAGCGUCAUUAUUAUUUAACCCACCUGUCUAUUCUACUUCUGUUCUGUUCAACAACUUGUCCACGAUCUUCUACAAGGUUCAUCUGUUCUUCAUGAACGUGUUGUGUUCUCCUGGGUUCUGCUGAUCUCCACCUCUCAUUCAGACUGAAAAAAGAGAACAGAUUUCUAUUUUUCUAAAGCCGUCUGAUGAUCUCAGGUGAUUCUACUGGUUUCUACUGAAGCUGGAACGAAGUGGAAUGGCGCCUGAAGAACAAGAAGAACAUCAGAUUUGAUCUGGACGCUGACGCAGGUUUCAACAGAACCUUUAAUCUGGGACCAAAUGUUUUUCAGGGUUUUGUUUCUCUUGAUAUUUCGGACACCGCUGACGUCUCGGAGGAACUAUAAAUGGACAAACCCUCUGAUUGGACGUCGGCUGAAUGUGUUUGAUGUUCCUGGUUCAUCAUAAAAACAGUGAUAAUAUUCAGUAUAUUUAUAUGCUUUCAGAUGCAUGUGCAAUAUGUACAUACUGUCAGAGAAUAAAGACGCACGUUUGAUACA